AUGAACAUUGCCUCAGCCCACAUUCUCCAGCUCCAGACGCUGACAUCAGCUGACAGCCAGGAGCUGACUGUCAAGAUUCCCCUGGACAUGAAGGUUGAAUUGAAAAUGCCCAUGGUCAAGAACAUGAUGAAGCUCCAGGUGGCCAUGGAGGUCAAAGCCAGCAUAAGAGAAGAGAUGACUGACAGUGGCGAGAAAAGCCUUGUCCUGGGCACCUGCUCUAUCAGUGAAGAGAACCUGCACCUUAGUCCCGAGGACAAUGUCCCGUUUCUAGUUCGUCCUGUGGUCAACAAGGUAAUGAGUCUCCUGACACCGGCUCUGCCCAAGCUGGUGAAAAUACAGCUGUGUCCUGUGAUUGAAGCUGCUGUUCAGGAUCUACGAGGGGGCAUUCAGCAAUCUGAGACAUUCUUUUCACCAAUUGAUAAACCAGAAAGGCCUGUGGAACCCAAGAAACUGGAGGCAGCUUCAUGAUCUCUGACCAGGGUCAAGGAUGCCUUUGUCAUCACACCAGCCUCCUCGUGAACCCUGGACCACCCUCCUCAUUCAGUGAUAUUGGAUGGGGCCACCCAGGGCAGGAAGGAGCCCAGUGG
This is a messenger RNA of Sorex fumeus (smoky shrew), 587 nucleotides long. RefSeq names its product BPI fold-containing family B member 1-like. NCBI's taxonomy places the organism in Eukaryota, Metazoa, Chordata, Mammalia, Eulipotyphla, Soricidae. The coding region runs from base 1 to 468 and encodes 155 amino acids. The record is from RefSeq and is a predicted model, not a curated record. The transcript is spliced from 6 exons. Gene Ontology annotation, molecular function: lipid binding.